GUGCAUUUCCAAAUCUUGACUUCUCAAAAAUCCAAUCUGAGGAUGAUCCUCCCUCGAUCUUUAAGAAGGAAGGAGAGAAAGAAGAGGAAGCUAAUGAUGAGGCCACCAAUACAACUAUGGUGGACCCUGAAGACCAGGCAAAGUCUAGGGUCAAGGCAUAA
This is a messenger RNA of Ilex paraguariensis (yerba mate), 161 nucleotides long. The record is from the annotation of a GenBank genome assembly. Lineage: Eukaryota; Viridiplantae; Streptophyta; Magnoliopsida; Aquifoliales; Aquifoliaceae.